Molecule: messenger RNA, 3732 nt
Organism: Centruroides sculpturatus (bark scorpion)
Lineage: Eukaryota; Metazoa; Arthropoda; Arachnida; Scorpiones; Buthidae
Product: transcription cofactor vestigial-like protein 2
Exons: 6
Coding region: 141-935 (264 amino acids)
Biological process (GO): regulation of transcription by RNA polymerase II
Cellular component (GO): nucleus
Source: RefSeq, a predicted model, not a curated record
CCCAUUUUAAUUAACACACAAAAUAUACAGCUGUAGUUCUUAAUUUCUUCGACAGAUAGCGCUGAUGUCUCGUGGAAAUUUAAAUCUAACGCACACGUCACAAUUUGAAUUCCGUCACGGUUUCCGAGUGUUUAUUUUAAAUGCCGACACCGGAUUGGCAUUUUUCUUUGGGGGCGGGUGUAACUUUAUACCUGUGCAAUGCUCGAAGCAAUUCCUGGAGAAAAGUUGAUAAAUACGGAGACCCAAUGACAACGGAUUAUUCCGAGUCCAACCAAAGUAAGGACAGAAAGUAUUGCGGCGAUACCCAUUUUCUUUCUGCCAAUUGCAUGGUCGUCACUUACUACAAGGGCGACAUAUCUUCCGUCGUGGACGAACACUUUACACGGGCAUUGAGUCAGACUGGCAGCUACGCACCCGAUCCGGGCAAAGGAUACUGCAAAGAUGGGCCGCCAAUGUCACAGAGGAACUUCCCACCGUCUUUCUGGAAUCAACCAGCCACCCAGGCUCUGGGAAGUGCUGGUCAUCCCCCGGACCUUUCCUACACCGACCCUUAUCACGCGGGGACCCUACACACGUCGCUUCACCAAGGAGAUCCCUGGCACUACACCCUAUCGGCACCACCGACUUCUGCCUACCGUCCCGAGUUGACCUAUCCUUCUGCAAACAGAUUCAGCCCGCAGUAUGGAUCGUUCCUCCUUCAACCUUCGGUCAGGACCACUAGAUUGAAUCCCGUAGCCGGAAGUUGCACCGCACUCGAUAAAUCUACCGACACCUGGGGUGCAGCCAGGUAUACGGACACCUUGACACACAACCUGGGACACAUGGAGACAAAUUACGGUGCUGCUUACAGCCCUAUGGGAACCAUGUCAGAUGCAACUAGUGGCAACUACAUGUUUGAACUGUACAAGAUGCACGCGCCACGUUCGUGUCGAUGAAUUCGAACCCAUCGGGGCAAAUCAGUCUAGAAAGUCAAGUAGCGGAUGCCAGUAAGGACUUAUAUUGGUUCUAGUGAAAACACCAAAGACUUAAAACAGGGAUUUAAAUGGUAAGAUUAAAAGAAAAAACAAGCUUUGGAUGGAAAAUUCUAUAUUUCUACAGCCGUCAGUUGUAUAUAGUUGCUACUAUUAUGUGUUUUACUUAUAUACAUUAAGUGCAAUGCCACCGUUUGGCAUCACACUAGUGAUAUUUCUACAGGGAUCCGAACCCAGUGUUGUGAAUAGUGUAGUCUUUUAGUGUCGUAGACUUUAGUGAGUUACGUGUUAAUUCUUUCAGUUUUUGUACAGUUCUACCUCAAUCUUUGUAAAUACGUGUCUCUUCGUGUGUGUGUAUGUAUGCGAAUAAUACUAUAUAAAAAAAAAAUCAAUAAAAGUGCAGUUAGUAUAGCAAAUAGUGGUGUUGCUCUCCACUUUCUAUACUUUUAUUGAAUUAUUAGAAGUCUGACACUAGAUCUUAAAUAAUAAAACACGGUUUAUAGACAAUUGUUUCCAAUGUUAUAAGAUGGAUAGCGUGUUAUGUGGGUUGUAAACCCCUUAUAUAUUUGCAGAGCGACAAGAUUUUUUGGGGGCAUUAUGCACUAUAUUUAUGUCAUCCACAUAAAAAAAAAAUAAUCUCCCACUAAGCUGGUCUCAGCUGUCUUUUAGACCUUAUAAAAACUUGACGUACUUCGCUUGGUCACACGAUAAAUAUUAAACAGAGUCGACUUUAUAACACGAAAAUUGUCCACGAAUUAAAUUUUACAGUAGGAAUUACGCUUUACAACGUCGUCCCCUCCUGUUUAAUGAAAUUCGCACCGAAGAUAAAUUCGUAUUUAGAAAGAAAUUAUGAGAUAAAAUAACUGAAAAACUGUCUUCGAAAGCAGGACUUAUAAUAACCCAAACACAAGGUUUAAUUGUUUAACUCGACAUACUUCUAUACCCUCUUCUGGGAAGUUGCAGACCCCUCCGCAACGUCUCCCGCAUCGUUCGUUCGACUUAUCCAGCAAAACACAACUUUUCCGCACUACUGUUAUAGUAAUAAAGCUGAAAAAUGUUUCGGUAACGGAUCCUUCGUGGAAAAGAGUAAUAAAUCACGCGAUUAGAACUUCAACUAAACUCAGAUCUUAACAGAUAGCAAAGUUUUUGACGUAAUACCAGCGGCUGGUGUAUAUAUGAUCCUUCUUAUCUCCCACUGGUGGAGGAGGGGGGAAGGAAUUAAUUACCGCAGAACCAUCGUACCUGGCUACCACAUGACUAUGGCCCGUCCUGCAACGAAACGAAAAAGUUUUAUAAGUAUAAAAAUGGUAGAAGACGAGACCUAUAUAUAGGAGUGUAAGUAUGUGCCGAGUGCGACUUCUGCUCUCCCCCCCUUGACAGAUGAAGCAAGCUCUUGGUGACAAAUGAGCCAUGCUAUUGCUCUGGACAGCCAACAUGGGUACACCCUCCGCAUUACGGUUAUUCUGAGUAGUGUAUACUCGCCAAGACUCGUUUGGAUACGAGAAACACAGAAAGAUAGAGGAAAAAAAAAGAGGAAGAAAGGAGGAAGGGGGAGAAGAAUCGAUAGCGCUAACUCCACUUUAACUUAAGCUAUAGGUGUCAUCGAAUUCUUAAAAUUCUUUAAACUUUUAAACCCCCUCUUUCAUUUCCUCCGAUUCCACCUUUUAAAAUGCAUUGAUGGAGCUUGAAUAGAAAGGGGUCCUUUUCCAAAAGUAGAUUGCAAGUGAAGACAGUGAGACACGACAGUAUGAUUGAUAUAGGAAGAAAGUACAAGGAUAACAUCAUCCUGGUGUUAUUCGUCAGGAGGACAAACGGAUUUUUGUUUUACUUGUUUUGUUGUCGAGUCUCGGGUUUUACGAAAAUGGUGUGCCCUUUAUAUAUAAUGUCUCUUGUCUGUUUCGUUCGCGGUGGAUGUUUCCAGACAGGUUCCAAGAUAAAUUUAUACUUGAGCUGAUAAAUGAAAGCCUUCCUGAUAAAGAUAGCAUGCGAUAUCGUUCCUUUUAAAUAGUAGAAUAUGGCGACAAGAAAAUGCUAAAUUUCGAUUUAAACAUAUUUUAAAUGUAAUCGGUAAUAAAUCAAAUUAAUUUAGUUUCGUUAUAACUCGGAAAUUUAACGGCGAAAUUCAUCAAAAUUCCAAUUAUUUGGCCGCUUAUUAACCGGAUUGCCCCUCGAAUUGAAAUAGACAUGCACGUAUAUUUACUGUAUUUGCAUGUAAUGUUUUGUUUUCUUAAUAAUGUAGAACAUAAACUAGAUUUCUUUAUUGUUUUAUUUGUAUUUAAUUAUGUACAGUACACUCGUACAUAACAUGGUGUUGAAUAGGGUAAAAUUGGAAUAUUUUAAGCAAAAAAUCCGAUUAUCCGGACGGCCCGAGGUUCCCGAUUAAUUCGGAUAAUUGCAGUUUUAUUGUGUACACGUUUCUUUUGCUGUGAGUUUAUUAUAUUUCAGUAUAAAAGAAAAACCGGAAAUAAUGUUUAAAAUGAAAUAAAUCUAUGAAAAAUACAAGAAAUUUUAUUUAUUGUAAUUGAAAAUAAUCGAUUACCGAAUCCGCUAAUAAAAAAUAAUCGAUUACUUUUCUGUUAAGAUAAUCGAUUAUUGUAACUGAAUCUUUUAUUAACGUAAUCGAUUAUUUCGAUUAUUUAUCGAAAUUUCUUCAAUAAAUAAUCGAUUAUUUUAUUUAAUCGAGUAUUGUAAUCGAUUUAUCUAUUGAACUCGAUUAUUAAAGCUAGGUUUUUUUAAAGCAAAUCGUUAAAGCUUAAUGGAA